This is a messenger RNA of Rubroshorea leprosula, 1054 nucleotides long. Lineage: Eukaryota; Viridiplantae; Streptophyta; Magnoliopsida; Malvales; Dipterocarpaceae. The record is from the annotation of a GenBank genome assembly.
AAUCCAAGUAUCCAUUGUCUUGUGUAAACUUCCGACCAACAAAGCAAGCUUCUUUCUUCUGCGGAGCAGGCAAGAAAUGCCGCCGAGGGCACCGCAUCAUACUCAAAGCAGCAGCAAAGCAAGGGUCUUCUUCUCGGCCACUCUGCUGCUGUGGCUGGUCUCCGUUUUGUUCGAAAUUGUGUUCAACAAGCGCAGGGAGCUCUUCUAUAUCCUCGCCGGCGGUUGCUUUUACCAAUGUGCCAAUUGGGUCAUCAGGUUUCGUGUCUCCCGUGAUCCCCUCUUUGUGAAUACCUCCGUUUCCCUCCUCCACUCCACCGUCACCUCUGCCUCAGUGGUUUUCGUCUUGGUUUACCAGUGGUUAAAAUAUGGUUCAAGAGGGAUGUUUGAUCAUGCUCAGCUGUUUGGGGGUACUUGGCCAUGGGCAUACCAAGCAUUGUGCUUUUCAUGCGGUUAUUUUGCAUAUGAUCAAUGGGAUAUGCUGCAGUACAGACUAUACAGUGGUUUUAUCCCUGCUAUCCUUGUGCAUCAUCUACUACUACUCAUCUGCUUUACACUUGCUUUGUACCGACAUGUCACCAUCAACUACCUUAUUCUGACUCUCAUAUGUGAGCUGCAUUCUAUAUUCCUACAUGUGAGGAAAGUGCGACGGAUGGCUGGUGUUCGUGAUGCCAAGAGCGGGAUUGUAAAGGUAGAAUGGAUUCUUAAUUGGUUCAUGUUUAUUUUUGCAAGACUGGCAUCUCAUCUUCUGAUCACCGCAAAGCUACUCAGAGAUGCUCCAAAGUUUGGAAAGGGUGUAGAAUUGCCUCUUGCGCUGCUUGGGAUGGCAGGAAUGAAUUUGCUUAAUGCUUGUCUUGGUAUUGAUCUCUUCCAUGCCUUCAGGAGAGAGAGAAAUGCCCUGCAGAAUAAUCCCCACCAUGAAUAACAAACAGAAGAAUUUGCAGACUAAAUUGAGCCAGAAUGUUGUUUAUUAUUUCACGUUACUGUGAUAUGUCAAUUAUAUGUAUGGCAAGUGAAAAAUAUAUGAAUUGCAGUUUAAUACAGCCAACGAAAAUGA